CUUGAUCAUUCGACAAACAAAGAAAAAUACAAAUUGCCGGCUGAAUUAGGCUGAAUUUUCUUAAAUAUAAAAGGAAAGUACGAACAGGGACUCUUUUUUUUUUUUCCUUGUUCGGAAAUAAACUUUACAAUGCAAAACUUCCAAUCUAAAAAUCUUAAUCACGUUUCUGUUAUACUUUUAUGUCUAUUACCAAUCAUGACUUCAUCAAAAUCUUUGUCUCCAAGCAACCACUUAGCUCCUGUAAUGCCAACCACACCUUUGCUCACGUUUCUUGAACAUCUUCAACAAACCGCUCUCGUUACUUUCGGCGACAAAGACUUUGACCCUAAACUCUACGUUGAUUUCUCAUUGAAGUUUAAUCUUUCAGCCACUCAGAAAGCUUUUAACAGGCUUACAAGGACAGGAAACGGUACCGUUUCUGUGAAUGAUUUACAGGAGUUUAUAGCAAGUCAUUUUAAUGGUGCUGGUCAGGAUAUUGUGUACCAUCUUCCUCCUGAUUUUGUGGCUGUUCCUGAUGGGUUCUUGCAUAAGGUUGAGAAUCCUGAGGUUAGGAAGUGGGCUCUUGAGGUUCAUUCUUUAUGGAAAAAUUUGAGCCGGAAAGUCUCCGAUGGAACCAAGAAACGUCCUGAGUUGCAUACUUUGCUUCCUUUGCCGGCCGCUCCGGUGAUUAUUCCGGGGUCUCGUUUUAGAGAGGUUUAUUAUUGGGAUUCUUAUUGGGUUAUCAGGGGAUUGUUGGCUAGUAAAAUGCACGAGACUGCGAAAGCUAUCGUGACGAAUUUAGUUUCGCUUGUGAAUACUUAUGGUUAUGUACUUAAUGGAGCAAGGGCUUAUUACACCAAUAGGAGUCAACCUCCUCUCCUGAGUGCGAUGGUUUACGAGAUAUAUAAACGGACCGGUGAUAUGGAACUGGCUAAAACAGCAUUGCCUGCAUUGCUCAAGGAAUACCAAUUUUGGAAUUCUGAUAUACAUAAGGUCACCAUUAAAGAUGCUCAAGGCAAUUAUCACAACUUAAGUCGGUAUUAUGCGAUGUGGAAUAAAGCUAGGCCUGAAUCUUCAAUCAUUGACCAAAAAUCCGCUUCCAAGUUUGUAAAUCCGUCAGAAAAACAGCAAUUUUACCGAGAAUUGGCUUCAACUGCUGAAUCUGGUUGGGAUUUCAGCACACGAUGGAUGAGGAAUUCUUCAGAGUUUACGACAUUGUCCACAACAUUGAUUUUACCUGUUGAUUUAAACGUAUUUAUACUUCAGAUGGAGCGGAACAUUGUGUUCUUGGCAAAAGAAACAGGAGAGAAAAGCAUUGCAGAACGCUUUUCGGAAUAUUCUAAAGCAAGAAAAAGGGCAAUAAACUCGGUAUUCUGGAAUGACAAAAUGGGACAGUGGCUCGAUUACUGGAUCACCAAUGACACUACAAGCCAGGAAUCUCAAUUAUGGAAAGCUAGUAACCAGAAUCAGAAUGUGUUUGCUUCAAAUUUUUCGCCUUUGUGGCUUAACACGUUCAAUUCAGAUACUGUUCUAGUGGAGAAAGUCAUGAAAAGCCUACAAAAGUCGGGCCUGGUUCAAGCUGCUGGAAUUGCCACUUCUCUAACAAAUUCAGGACAACAAUGGGACUUUCCAAAUGGUUGGGCUCCACUUCAACAUAUGAUAGUAGAAGGUCUAGCAAGAUCAGAAUCAAAAGAAGCAAAAUCAUUGGCAGAAGAUAUAGCUGCUAGAUGGGUGAGAACCAAUUACAUUGGAUACAAGAAAACCGGCGCAAUGCACGAAAAAUACGAUGUAGAAAAGUGUGGAGAAUCCGGAGGUGGAGGUGAAUAUAUACCUCAGACUGGUUUCGGGUGGUCUAACGGAGUCGUAUUGACAUUCUUGGAGGAGUUUGGAUGGCCGCAUGACCGGAGCAUAGACUGCUCAUCGACUUAGUUUGAUUAAUAUAUACACUACAAAAAAAACUAUCAAUUUAUAACUGCCAAAUUUACGACGGAAUUAUGAUAGAAAGUACUAUCACAAAAUUUUGUGGCAGAAUUUCCAUAAAUUUGGCAGUCAGAAAUUGAUAUAUUUUGUAUAGUGUCCUAGAAUGAAAACUUUCAGUUUGUGUUUGUAAACUUGCCUCUUGUCAAGCAGAGACGAGUGAGCAAUAGCAAAUCAAUACAAUGCCGUGUCUUAGUUUGUAUGCAUAGGAUAAAAGUCAGUGUAUUGCCUAAAGCAGAACGAGUACAGGGUAAUUAUUUUGUUCCUCGGGUAUGUAUUUAUGGUUGGUCCCAGCAAUAGCAAUCAACACAAAGUUUCUCUGAAA
Messenger RNA from Mercurialis annua (annual mercury), 2281 nucleotides. RefSeq names its product probable trehalase. Bases 130 to 1908 code for a protein of 592 amino acids. Lineage: Eukaryota; Viridiplantae; Streptophyta; Magnoliopsida; Malpighiales; Euphorbiaceae. The transcript is spliced from 11 exons. The record is from RefSeq and is a predicted model, not a curated record. Gene Ontology annotation, biological process: trehalose catabolic process. Gene Ontology annotation, molecular function: alpha,alpha-trehalase activity.